This is a messenger RNA of Chara braunii, 1674 nucleotides long. NCBI's taxonomy places the organism in Eukaryota, Viridiplantae, Streptophyta, Charophyceae, Charales, Characeae. The record is from the annotation of a GenBank genome assembly.
GGGAUUCCACUAGUGAGGACGACCGGAUCUUGCGAUCGACUAAACGCCCGAUAGCCCACUUGGCCUUAGGACUGGAGGGUGACGGGUUACUGUUCAGCCAAAUUAGGGAGAGGCAGCAGCAGCAGUGGAGGGCUAGGGCAACAGAGGCCAGCAGGGCAUUCACAAGUGAAGCCGCUGCUUCAACAGCCAUGGCGACUGCUGCGCAGCAGAGUUCCCAGGCCAGCAGUUCAAGGGCCGUAGGGUCAACGGUUGCGAAGACCCUGAGUCAGUCCACUGGCAUCAUGGCAAGCCAGCCAACAAUGUCGACUUCCUAUGAGAUCGCCAUACAACAAGCAACACUGCAGGAGGCAUAGCUACAAAAGGCUUUAGGAGAGAUAAAGAAUGAUUAGAAGAAGAGCCAAGAUGCAGCGGAGACAAGGGAACGUCGGUGAGUUAGAGGGAAUGGACCUGACGCAUAUGGAUGCAGAUGUGAGGACGUGGCGGACAACCCUCCUAGGUGUAGAGAUGCAGGACCACCACACGGCUCUCCUUCAGGACAUCCAACAGAGUCUGGCUUUGCUGGUCGGGCGAGGGCAGGCAGCACCAUCGCUGUCCAGGCCCGGUGCCUGGCCCGUUGUACAACCGCCUCCUUAUGUCCCACCGGUGAUUGGGGUAUCCCCAUAUGUCUCCCCAACAUCGGUCCAAACCGUUUCCGUAGGUAUGUCGUUAGCAGGAUGGUUCUCAACAGGUCCUAGUGUACAGGUUCCUGUACAGACAGUGUUCUCCCAACCUCCGUCGCAGGUUGUCGUAUGCGGGCAGCCUGCUGUCUCGCAGCCUGCACAGCCGCAGGGUACACAGCCCCAGCAACACAUAGUGCAGCAGCCUGUUCCCCAAGGUCCACAACCUCGAGUGGGACAGGUGCUCGGACAAAGUCCGUGGGUUCCAAUGACGACCAUCGCUGCUCCUAAACCCUUCACAAGGGACAAGAGGGGUGAAGACCUCGACACAUGGUUGAGAUAUCUGAAGCAUGCGUUGACACACCAUGAGGUCUUAAAACUUCCUGAUCCUGACAAGCCGUUCAUAGUAACCACGAAUGCUAGCCAAGAUGGCAUUGGUGCCGUGCUCGAGCAGCAGGAGGGGCAAAAGUUGAGGCCAAUCGCGUACAUGUCCAAGCCGUCUCAGAAGUUGGCUAAGUCCACUUAUGAGAAAGAGCUCUACGAGAUUUAUAAGGCACUGACCCAUUGGAGACAUUACCUCCUUGGGAGAUUCUUCAUCGUCAUGACUGAUCAUCAUACCCUGAAGUGGAUCAGAACCCAACCAGUACUUUCUGAUGCCUUGGAGCGCUGGAUCAAAGUCAUUGAACAGUAUGACUUUGAACCCCAGUAUCUGAAGGGGGAUUACAAUAAAGUUGUCGAUGCCUUAUCACGUAGGCCUGAUUUCUCUGGUGCGCUGAUUACUGAGUUCGGGCUUGCGGACGAUGUAACUCACUCUUUGGUGAAAGCCUAUCGCGAGGAUCCGUUUAUGUCUAAGAUCAUUCGCAGACUCGAGGCGAAGGACAAAGUGACUUCUGUCGAGUUUGAGUUGGUCAACGGCUUGCUGUUCCUUUAGAAGGUCGGGAAUACACGUUUGUGUGUGCCUAAUCGGGAGUCCUUGUGUAGUUUAGUUUUAGGAGAGUGUCAUGACGCCACAAGACAU